UGUGAUACUGUGUGAAGUGUGAUACUGAAAGUGAAACAUCGUCGGCAAACUGAACACGGAAAUUUGUUAUUUUUAUUUUUUCCUCAUCGGAAUAUGCGCCGAUUGAGUGUUAUUUUUGUGAUCACAAGAACUUUUGCAACAACUUAUAACCCGCUUAUUCUCUGAGAAAUCAUCAAGAUGGAGGCCAUCCUACAGCGCCUUGCCAAGCUCACGGUGGACGAACUGCGAGCAGAAUUGAAAUCUUGCGGGCAGAAGCCCAUGCCGAUCACCAAGACAACCCGUGCGCUAGCAGAGCGUCGCAUUGCCAAGUACCUAUGGGAGCAGCAGGGAGGUGGGGCAAGGGAGCAGGUGGAGGGGGGAGCUACCGCCAAGACAGAAGAGACAACUAACGGGGAGUCAAACUCCGAAGCUGUUACGUCACAACAGCAAAGUGCUAAAUCCCAGACGGAUGUCAAUGCGGUCAGCAGUGAGCGGAAUUCCCCGACCAGCUCUGCAGGAGGAGUUGCCGUGGUGAACUACUUUGCCGUUUGCAUACCACCCAAAAAUGAAACAAGUUUGGCAGGUGGGGAUGAUGUUGACUUGUCACAGGCUGCUGCAAGCUCAGAUGAGGUUUUGAUCUUUCAGGACAGGAAGGAGGUGUUGGUUAUCGCAAAGAAGAACAAAGGAGCUCGGUUCAAGGUCUUCAAGACCAAAGAAGAGGCUGAGAAGUUUGCCAAGACCAAUCAGGAUCUCAGCACUCCCAAACCAACGACAGAGCCAACGUCAAGCCAGCCAAUAGCGGAGAAGCCUGUCAGUAGUUUCCGGUCUGUCAAGCCCCAGGAUCUUGUAGCACUCAGGAAGACAAUCGAGGCCAAUGAGGCGGCUAAGUUCAAGGAGCUGGCCUGGAGCAAUCCACGCUACCUCAUCAAUGCUGGCGACUGCCCUACUGUCUUGCAGGAGGGGUCUCGGUACAAUGCGCUGCAUGUUGUAGCCAAGGUGAACCAGCCAGAGAUAUGCCGACAAGUGCUUGAGACCAUCCAGGACCCGGCCUACAUCCUCCUGAUGUAUCCUGACGACCCGGAGGACACUAUCAUCAGCAGGAUAGAGUACUUGACAGAUCUGUACCUCAACUCUCCCGACAAAGGGAAUGCUGAGACUCCGCUGCAUUUUGCAUGCAAGUUUGGCCACGUGGAGGUUGUGGAAAUACUCCUCAAUCACCCGCAGUGUGACAAGACCCUGAAGAACAAGUAUGGUCAAACAGCUAGUGAGAUUGUAUGUUCUUGGGCAAGUUUGUCUGAUACGGCAAUGAAACAACUUCAAAAGACCAUUACCGAUCUUCUACACGAUCACUACUACGUGCCGGUCUAUAGAGCGGAAGACAAUUGUACGCAGCCCGUCAUUGGUGAGCCGUGGUCACCUGACAUAUCCGACCACCAAUCCAGUCCGCUGUUUCAUACCAGGUCGGCGGGAGCAGAGAGCCCCAUUAGCACAGUGUUGUCCCUGCAGGCAUACGCAGGGCCCAUGUCGCCUGCAGAGGCGGACUGUUUCAGAAGAAAUCUUCACACCCCUCCCUCGACAGAAAGGAAGCGCGUAGGGAGAAUCAAACGAGCUGACGGAGAGAAAGGAGUGGAAAGAAUAGGAAGGGAGAUUGCCAGUAAAAUGCAGGUUUCUUGGGCCGAGUACUGGAAUUUCAUGGAUGUGUUCGCGGACUUUUCUUCGGCCGAAGGAUUGCAAAAACUGGAGGACUAUCUGGCUGAGAGGCGUACUACAAUCAACGGAGACAAGGCGGAUGUAAGGAUGCCGGAACCUUCUGUAAAACAGGAGCAGAUGCAGUCUGUUGUCUCACCAGGUGCGGUGGUCAAGGACCUCGCAGGGGACUUUGAAAAACUGACCUUCGACAGUUCAGAAGAUAGCAGGGAUGGGACAGAUAUUGCUAAGGAAACAAGAAUAUCUAAAGAUGAACAGGAUCAACCCGACUACACGGCAACAGAUGCUGACAGGGCACACGUGGACAGAACUGAGUCCCGAGUUGUUUUAGAGAGUGAUGAAAAGAUGGUGGAUGUCUCCUCAGAGAUCCGGAGUCCAACAGCUGAUGCCAGAGAUGCUGCUGGUCACCCAGGGGCUUGUACAAAUGGAGAGGGAAGACCUAAAAUGCAGACUGUAGAGUUUGAGCAAGGUGGGCAACCAGCAGCAUGUGACGAGCUAGAUAAGAUUGAUAGCACAUCAGACAGGGUGAAAAAUAUCCCAAUAUCAGCCUCCAAUGAAUCAAAAUUAAAAAUUAAAACAAUCGGCACUGACAGGAAUCUCCAAGAUAUGGCGACGAAAUCAUGCCAACACGUUGCUGAUGAUGUCGAUAAACCAUCUACCACAGAUUCUGAUGAAACGGAUGUUGACCUGUCGAACGCUGUGUGCCAAUCUAAAAUAUCUCCACAAGCGCCACUCUGCGCUAAAGAGACGACGGUAAAAGACAAAGAUCCUACUUUUGGGGACAGGACUGAUGGUGCUUGCCCUUCGUGUGCUGUAACAGAAAAAAGUUUAACAACUGGACAAAAUGGAGGCUUUCAAGAAAGCCAGGCGACAUUAAAACACAAUGCACCAGAGACAAAUUUUGGCGAAAGAACUAGUAAAGAGGACGCCGCAUCCAUGACAACAGAGAUUCUGGCGUCUGGUGAUCAGAAGAAGAACGAGAAGACAAGGGCUCCCCCAAUGGCAGGCAACGGAGAUGGAAAUGCAGAUAUUUUCAGAACACCGAAAAUGGUUUCCUACCGCAGAGUCAACAAUAACGUUGAGAGUAGAGUUCAAUUAAAAGGUGGCUUCAUUUUAGGGGCCCAGCCGACUAAGACAGAUCUUCAUGUGUGGAGAGCGUUAGCAGAAGUCGAGGUACCAGACAAUUACCCCUGCAUUCGACGCUGGAAACAGCUUGUCAACUCCGUGCCAUGCGAUGCAAGAGACAGGUGGCCGACCCCAGCCAGAUGUGUCCCCAGGUUGCCCCUUCCUCGUCCCAGCCAGACUCCAUCCCCGCGCCACCUCCAUUAUGCCGGCUUCCCUACUUUCUUAGGGGGCUCUCCUUUAGCUCUACGUGCCCGUCACUUCUCCGAACCCACCCACCGGUCUCGGGAGACCCCCGGGCUGAGACUGCGACAGGCCCAGUUGAACGGUGCAGAGUCCGUAGGCGAACUGAAAGCCAGACUGUUCCAGGAGUAGUUUCACGUCGAGGCAAAAAAGAUAUUUCAGUCAUAUUAACUGACUCUAUAAAUACAAAGUGUUACAAUGUACUUUCGGAAGAGAAAAGGGUCAACAUUUGUGCAUAAUUGCACCUUGUAUACAAUAAGGCCUCUCGAACGGGUAUCCUUCCCCGCCCCCUCUCCCCCCCCCCAAAAAAAAAAAUUAUCAAGAUUAUAUUGAAGACAGAAUGUCAUUUGACACUUAGUG
Molecule: messenger RNA, 3411 nt
Organism: Patiria miniata (bat star)
Lineage: Eukaryota; Metazoa; Echinodermata; Asteroidea; Valvatida; Asterinidae
Gene: ankle2
Product: ankyrin repeat and LEM domain-containing protein 2-like
Exons: 13
Coding region: 178-3183 (1001 amino acids)
Biological process (GO): negative regulation of phosphorylation
Cellular component (GO): endoplasmic reticulum
Molecular function (GO): protein phosphatase 2A binding
Source: RefSeq, a predicted model, not a curated record